Durusdinium trenchii is the source of this 564-nucleotide messenger RNA. The record is from the annotation of a GenBank genome assembly. Lineage: Eukaryota; Dinophyceae; Suessiales; Symbiodiniaceae.
AUGUUAGCUGGCUUCAAGGUGGAUGUGUCGCACCAGGAGCAAGAGCGCAUCCUGAGUGAGGUGGAAGCAUGGUAUCUCUGUGCCAAAGAGCAAGCUGGUGUGGAGUGGCUGCCACUCGAGGGGAUCAAGAACUUUCUCUUCAUGGAUCUGGGUUAUGAGGAUGAAGCGGAGUUCGAAGAUGCGAUCCACGGCUCCUUCGAGGACUCUCUCGGUUUUUGGGGUCGGAGACCAGGCAUUGAGUCUCAGCAGGGUGGAAGGCACGCAGCGCGUGAGUUCGAGAGGUUGAGGGAUGAGGGAAGAACUCACCUCCCAGGACCCUGUCGGGGUGUCUAUUUAUCCCUUAGCUGUGAUUCGGGGUGUCCAUUCACCACACAUGGGGUGUCCUGGUCUGUUUUUCGACUCCGUUCUCGCUGCUGGGUACAUCCAUCUCUUCAGGCCGACGCACGGCCGGCUAAGCCACUGGUGACGUGGAAGCGAUUUCGGACGGGACGCGACACGGAGAACACGGUCGCAGAACGUGACCCAACAGUGCUUUUGUUCUUGAAGAACAGGAUGCUCCUGUGA